GUUCACCUGCCGCAUCUACUACCGCUGUGAUAGGUUUUGUUCUUACGAGUUUAAAAAGGCAUGACAUCAAAAAAUGCCUUUAUUGUAAAACGACCGCUUCAAGUCGCUUUUGCACUCGAGACAACUCACAGAUUUCUUGAGUCGGACUCCGCCGAGCGAGAUCAAAAGAUGCCUAAGUCAUUCUUGGUCAAAAAGCGGGUAGCGAUAACAGCUUGCAUAGACUCCCAAGAAAUCCCAGACACUGAGAUAAAAAGCGAAUCUGGACAAACAGCUGAAAUGGUACGAGAUGACUCGGAGGAGAAAGAGACGAAAAGCGCCCCAUCAAAUAGACCUUUUGAUAUUGUAAACUUAUUCGCGCCCGAUAAGCUGACGAAAAAGGAGACCAGUCCUACACAGUGGAGACCCUUCGUUCCAAAUAGACCAAAUAUGGGGCUAAUGGAACCGAAUGUACUUUCUGCAAAUGGUGGCAGACCUUAUCUUCCUCGCUUUUCAAGCCCAUAUACACCCGAUGCGUUCAGUCCAUUCCUUGGUUUGUCUCCUUUUGUACGUCUCCCGCCUCAGCCAUUCUUGGGCGACCGCAGAUUACCUUUUCCUUAUUGGCAAUCAACAUUCUUUGCAAACCCUUUCACAAACUCGUUCGUGCGUGUCGGAAAUGGAACAGAAAACGCGUUUAAACAGACUUUGCGUGGAACCACCCCGUCAAAUGUAAGCGAGAAGAAGAAACCCGAACAGGCGUACAACGGUCAAACGUUCGAUUGCCUCAACUGUAAGAAGGUUUUCAGCACACCGCAUGGUUUGGAAGUACACGUGCGACGUUCGCACUCUGGACAGCGACCCUUUGCUUGCGACGUGUGCGGGAAAACGUUUGGCCAUACAGUUAGCUUAGAGCAACACAAGAACAUCCACACGAACGAAAGAUCGUUCGAGUGUAAACAAUGCAAUAAGACUUUUAAGCGCUCAUCCACCCUCUCAACUCACAUGUUGAUUCACUCAGACACAAGACCCUUUCCUUGCGACUACUGCGGAAAAAGAUUCCAUCAAAAGUCUGACAUGAAGAAACACACAUACAUUCACACGGGAGAGAAGCCUCACAAGUGUCUGCAGUGUGGCAAGGCGUUUAGUCAGUCUUCAAAUCUUAUCACACACAGUCGCAAACACUCCGGUUUUAAACCGUUCGCUUGUCGCCACUGUGAUCGAGCAUUCUACCGCAAAGUCGAUUUAAGACGUCAUGCUUACACUCAUGAAAUGGACCCGCUAGCGAUGAAAGAUUCGCAGAAUAAUUUUUAGUGACAUUUUCUGCUUUUAUAAUCUGUUAAACUAAAAAUGCUAAACCAAGGCAUGAUCUAAAUUUUGUAGAAAAAUUAACAAUAAUAAUUAUGAUGAAAUAAAAUCCAAAUAGUAGAGUUAAUGACCUGGUCUAAAUUCUGGAACACUUCUUACAAUGAAUUUGUUGCCACAGGAAAAAAAAAGAGGAAGUUUGUUCGUAAAUAAAUGUAGAGGAGAUGCUCCCGUGGUGUAUUUCAAAUAUAAUACAAAUCAAUCGUUCGUAUAAUACAAAUCAAUGGUACGUAUAAAAGCUAAGCUCUUUCUAAAUCAAAUUGUGUUUCCUUUUUUGAAAGCUUGUUAACCGUAUCGUCUGCUUAUAU
Pocillopora verrucosa is the source of this 1646-nucleotide messenger RNA. Its product is annotated as zinc finger protein Gfi-1b. Gene Ontology annotation, biological process: regulation of transcription by RNA polymerase II. Gene Ontology annotation, molecular function: DNA-binding transcription factor activity, RNA polymerase II-specific; RNA polymerase II cis-regulatory region sequence-specific DNA binding. Lineage: Eukaryota; Metazoa; Cnidaria; Anthozoa; Scleractinia; Pocilloporidae. The record is from RefSeq and is a predicted model, not a curated record. Gene Ontology annotation, cellular component: nucleus.